Molecule: messenger RNA, 963 nt
Organism: Anopheles maculipalpis
Lineage: Eukaryota; Metazoa; Arthropoda; Insecta; Diptera; Culicidae
Gene: Baldspot
Product: elongation of very long chain fatty acids protein 6
Exons: 3
Coding region: 25-963 (312 amino acids)
Biological process (GO): very long-chain fatty acid biosynthetic process; fatty acid elongation, polyunsaturated fatty acid; fatty acid elongation, saturated fatty acid
Cellular component (GO): endoplasmic reticulum membrane
Molecular function (GO): fatty acid elongase activity
Source: RefSeq, a predicted model, not a curated record
CCCCCAACCACCAACGGCCUCAAGAUGAAUGUGGAAAUCACGCCAAACUAUUCGUACAUCUUCGACUUUGAGAAUGAGUUCAUCCAUCAGGACACACGCGUCUGGAUGGUGAAGAACUGGACGUACGUGUUUUACUACUGCGGCAUCUAUAUGGCGGUGAUAUUCGGUGGCCAGUACUACAUGCAAAACAGGCCUAGAUUCGAACUGCGAGGGCUGCUAGCGAUAUGGAACACACUUCUGGCAAUGUUCAGCAUAAUGGGGGCCUGCCGGACAGCGCCCGAGCUGGUACACGUGCUGCGACAUUACGGUCUCUUCCAUUCCGUUUGCGUUCCGAGCUUUAUUGAACACGACCGUGUCAGUGGUUUCUGGACAUGGUUGUUCGUGCUGUCGAAGCUACCGGAACUGGGCGACACGGUGUUUAUCGUGCUGCGGAAGCAACCGCUCAUCUUCCUGCACUGGUACCACCACAUCACGGUGCUGAUGUACUCGUGGUUCUCCUACACGGAGUACACCGCUUCCGCCCGGUGGUUCAUCGUGAUGAACUACUGCGUCCACUCGGUCAUGUACUCGUACUAUGCGCUGCGUGCCCUCAACUUUAAGCCGCCCCGCUCGAUCGCGAUGCUCAUCACGACGCUCCAGCUGACGCAGAUGGUGGUCGGCUGUGCGAUCAACAUUUGGGCACACGGUUUCCUCCAGACGGCCGGCAAAAAUUCGUGCAACAUCUCCGAGAUGAACAUUAAGCUGUCGAUCGCGAUGUACUUUAGCUACUUUGUGCUGUUUGCCCGCUUCUUCUACAAGACCUACCUCUCGACGAACGCGCGCAAGGGCAAGCGACCGAUCCAGGUGACCGCUUCGUCGACUGCCACCAACGGACAGUACAUCGACAGCAGCACACUGACCGGCAAAUCGGACGUACAGUCACUGCUGGCCGGGCAGAUGAACAACAAGAUUAAGGCACAGUAA